Molecule: messenger RNA, 2741 nt
Organism: Pelodiscus sinensis (Chinese soft-shelled turtle)
Lineage: Eukaryota; Metazoa; Chordata; Testudines; Trionychidae
Source: RefSeq, a predicted model, not a curated record
AAGGUCUUGCCCUGGAGUUGCGAGUGUGGUAACAGCUGACCCACUGCAGCAGUCUGAGUGACUGUGCUCUCUGGCUCCCUCACAGGCAGCAGGAGGCGGAAGGAGGGGGGCCUGAUUGACUGAGACCAGCAUGGAAGAUUCUGAUGGGGACCUGUCCAUUCAGAGAGAUGCUAUCUUGUCUGAGUUAUAUCAUAUUCAGCUCACCACCAAGAAACUGGUGCAGGACCUGAGAUCUUUGGUGGCUUUAACUGACCCAGAGGAAGGGAAACUGUUUCAGUCUCAAGAGACAGCCUUAAAAUCACUGGAUAUUUGGAAGACCUUAUUUGCUGCAGCUGAGCCCAAGGAAGAGCGCACAGCUGAGUAAUAGCCCAAAGAUGGGAGAUGAAGGUGCUGGUGAGCCCUUUAUGGGUAUAGUGACUGGUGGGGACAAAGAUUAUGAGGGCACUCUACCUUCUGACACAGUUUCACUCAGUGAUUCAGACUCUGAAGACUUUGGCUUAGCAGAUGAAGCGGAAGUCGAUACAGUUUCUCCAGAAAAACCACCAUCCUUGGAUGAUGUAGGUUAUGGCUCAGAUGAGAUCCUUGAGUCUUCAAACAAUCUUAAGUCUCCUGUCCAGCCAUUCCAUCUGAAAGGCAUGAGCUCUACGUUCUCGCGGCGAAGCCAGAGCAUAUUUGAUGGCCUGGAAGGGGCAGCCAAAUUAGCAGUGCCCUCAAUGAGUGAAGAUAACAUUAUUGAUGGGAGGUUUAAGCGUCCUCUGCCUCCACCCACUCUUUCAAGCAAGAUGGUUGCAGAGAGCCUUGGAAGGCAAAGCAAGCCACCCCCAGCUUCCAAAAGCAGUCCAGCAGUCCCUGACUACAUGGCACAUCCAGAACGUUGGACCAAGUACAGUCUGGAGGGAGUUUCAGAGUCUAGUGAUAAGACCAACAGGAUGGCUGCUAUGGAGUUCCUAGAGGGUUUGAAGAAGAAAGGAGAAGAACAAAGCUCAGCUACUGAAGACAGCUACACUCCAUAUUUCAACCAGGACCCUUCCAGCUAUGGUGCUGGAAGGAUAAUCUUUACCAAACCCACAAAAACAGGCAUGCAUGGUUCAGACAAAAGAUCACCAGAGGAGGAUGGUAAGAAGCUUAUGAACACAAUGCAAAGUCUGAAUCAGAAAUCUCCCAAGAAGACCAGUUACCUGAGUGAGGAGGAUAAAAUUGAGCUGGGCCAUUUAGACUGUGAAGGGAAGAAGAUGAUGGAGGAAGAGGAGUGCUUGAAGUUGGAGAAUUCGGGUACAAAAAGACAACAUGAAACAGUUUCUACUCACACAGGUGAAGAUGAUUUGGUGGAAACUGUAGGGUUUCAUGGGAGUAAGAAAAGGAGUAGGAAGCAUUUCCGUCUCAAAGCAGACCAUGAAGAGGCUGAAGAGUCUUGAAAGAGAGAAACAAACUAGACCCAUCCAGGUGCUUCAGUGAUAUAAGGCUACCUUUGUUUUCUCCCUCUUGGCUCAUAUCUCACUAAUGGGGCAGGGGCAGGCUUUUGUCUAGCACUCAGUUUUACGGUUUCCAGAUAUGCUAUUUUGAAUGUGUUUGUCAGAAAUUAAGGCACCAAAACCCCAUCCACAGACUGGUUGUUGCAGGAAACAGUGUGGAUUCAGCACAGUCCUUGGAGUAGAGAGUGUAGUGUAUUCUCUUGAGCAAGCCCCUUUAACUGACACUGGUGCAGUGUCGAGUCCUUGACCACACAGAUAGGCUACCUUAACUCAAGUAUGCCAACAAGAGAAUGAGGAUACAAGAGGACCACCUUCCUUUACCUACCUACCCUCCCAUCCUCUGAAAAAUGUAGAACCCUUUGGCCAGCGUUGUAGAAGUGGGGAGUCAAAAGAGAUAAGGAAUGAAGAUGAGUACACGAGAGAGACUUUUAAAGUAUUAAAAAACAAAGACUAGUAGGAUUAAGUCAAUAUCCUAAUUCCCUACUUUGGGGUGGGAAACAUUCCCUUAAUGUGUAUGUCCCUAACUGGGAUCAUGUGAGGCAAAGAUUGAGACAAGCUUGUGCCACUGAAAAUAAAAAUGCAAUAAGUAACUGGCCAUACACUUGAGAGGGCAGAGUCAGGUGGCAGAUUAAAUAGUUUUUAAGGUAGUCUGAGUAUCUUCCCUUUGUUACUUUUUAAGGUAUCUUAUUUGGCAAAAGUUUAAAAGAAAAUUGAGGCCAGUUGAGAGAAAACAUAUCUGGAAACACUUUAGCCAUUACAUGCUUGAAGUAGCCUCAACAAUUUCUCAAUUUGCUGAGUGUACAAUUGGAAUUUGUGUGACAGCCUACUGAUUGGUCAAGAGCCACCAUCUUUUACCCUCAGUGCUUGUGUUGUGGUUUCACCUCCAUAAGUUGUCGUGCUUCUAUUUGGACUUGUAAGUGGACUAAUUGGAAGGCAAGAAUUUGCAGCAGAAAUGGGUCAAUAAAGAGAUACCUUUUAGACUUUGGAUGUCAAUAAAAAUAUUCAGUUGUAAUUUGGUUUCUGGGUCUGUCUUCCACCUAUAGGUAUAUUAACAUCAAAUACAACUAGGAAUAUUAGUAGUGAAGUAUAGGCAAAGUUUCAUUUGGCAAGCUGGGAUUUCAGGUAAGAAUUUGGGAGGAAUUUACUCUAAAUAUGUAGAGGUGAUUCCCCUCCCUCCCUCUUUUACUUGGUCUUACUACUAAAGGUUUUUUUGUAAUAUUGAAAUAGCUUUAAAAGUGCAAAUGGAAUCAUUAAAACAACUACAAUGAA